This is a messenger RNA of Jatropha curcas, 2108 nucleotides long. RefSeq names its product D-3-phosphoglycerate dehydrogenase 2, chloroplastic. NCBI's taxonomy places the organism in Eukaryota, Viridiplantae, Streptophyta, Magnoliopsida, Malpighiales, Euphorbiaceae. Gene Ontology annotation, biological process: L-serine biosynthetic process. Gene Ontology annotation, molecular function: NAD binding; phosphoglycerate dehydrogenase activity. The record is from RefSeq and is a predicted model, not a curated record. Gene Ontology annotation, cellular component: chloroplast stroma.
CACCUCCUAUAUAUACGUGUCUAAGAUCUCUAAAUACACACACAGAUCAAAGGAACCAGUGAAAAGAAAUCAUUUGCCAUGGCUUCUUCUUCUUCUUCUACCAAAUCAAUUUUCAGUCCAUCUUUUGCCAUCUCCUCUUCAAACUCUUCUCGAUCAUCUUCAACAUUGUUUCUCCACAAUCACACCACUUCCAUUCCCAAUAUCUCCCUUAAAGCAUCGCGUUCUGAGUCGCGCUGCUAUUCUUUAUUAACUAACAACGCAAUAGUCGAAUCAAUUUCUGAAGCAUCUAGAAAACUACAGACGACAGUUCUCGGCGAAGAAAAACCCACUAUCUUAGUUUCCGAGAAACUGGGAGAAGCUGGUUUGGAGCUUCUACGUAGUAUUGGGAAUGUGGAGUGUUGCUAUGAUCUUUCGAGCGAAGAUCUUUGCAAGAAGAUCAAAGAAUGUGAUGCCUUGAUUGUGAGGAGCGGGACGAAGGUGAGUAAGGAGGUGUUUGAGGCGGGGAAAGGGAGGUUGAAGGUGGUGGGAAGAGCAGGUGUUGGGAUAGAUAAUGUGGAUCUGAGAGCUGCUACUGAAUUAGGUUGUUUAGUGGUUAAUGCUCCUACUGCCAAUACUAUUGCAGCUGCAGAGCAUGGGAUCGCCUUGCUUACUGCCAUGGCUCGAAAUGUUGCACAGGCAGAUGCCUCCAUGAAAGCUGGGAAAUGGCAGAGAAGCAAGUACGUGGGUGUAUCUUUAGUUGGAAAGACACUAGCAGUAAUGGGAUUUGGGAAAGUGGGAACAGAAGUGGCAAGACGUGCAAAAGGAUUAGGAAUGAAUGUGAUAGCUCAUGACCCAUAUGCUGCGGCUGAUAGAGCUCGUGCCACUGGAGUUGAGUUAGUCUCUUUCGAGGAAGCCAUUUCCUCUGCUGAUUUCAUUUCUCUCCACAUGCCUCUCACUCCCACCACUCAAAAUAUAUUCAGUGAUGAUGCUUUUCAGAAGAUGAAGAAUGGAGUUCGCAUCAUUAAUGUUGCUAGAGGUGGUGUUAUUGAUGAAGAUGCUUUGCUUAGAGCCCUUGAUUCUGGUAAAGUUGCUCAGGCAGCUUUGGACGUGUUCGUAGAGGAACCACCAUCAAAAGAUAGCAAAUUAGUGCAACAUGAGAAUGUUAUUGCCACACCUCAUCUUGGAGCUAGCACUAAAGAAGCACAAGAAGGUGUAGCAAUUGAAAUAGCUGAGGCUGUUAUGGGAGCUUUGAAUGGUGAACUUUCUGCUACUGCUGUAAAUGCACCGAUGGUUCCUUCUGAAGUUUUAUCAGAACUAUCCCCUUACGUACUUCUUGCUGAGAAGCUUGGCAGACUAGCUGUACAAUUGGUAGGUGGAGGCAACAAUGGAAUCCAGUCAGUUAAAGUUGCUUACAAAACAGCUCGAAACCCAGAUGACUUGGACACGAGACUUCUUAGAGCAAUGAUCACUAAAGGCAUAAUUGAACCUAUAUCAGAUGCAUAUAUAAAUCUUGUCAAUGCAGAUUUCAUUGCGAAGGAGAAAGGUCUACGAAUUAGCGAAGAACGGGUAGUUGUUGAAACAUCUCUUGAGUUUCCAAUUCACUCAAUUCAAGUACAGAUAGCAAAUGUGGACUCAAAAUUUGCAAGUGCAAUUUGUGAGAGUGGUCAAAUAAGCAUUGAAGGAAGAGUGAAAUAUGGGAUUCCCCAUUUAACUAGAGUGGGUUCAUUUGCUGUGGAUGUGAGUCUUGAAGGGAAUCUGAUUUUGUGCAAACAAGUAGAUCAACCAGGCAUGAUUGGUGAAGUUGGACACAUUUUGGGUGGACAUAAUGUUAAUGUAAGCUUUAUGAGUGUUGGAAGAACCUUUAAGAGGAAAGAGGCUAUUAUGGCAAUUGGGGUUGAUGAAGAACCUAAUAAAGAUGCUCUGCAUAAAAUAGGAGAGGUGUCUGCUAUUCAAGAGUUUGUGUUUCUUAAGUUGUAGUUAAUCUCACUCUUUCUUGGGAUGAGAUUAAUUAAAGAAUAAAUUAAGGAUAUGCUUAGCAACAAAAGACAUUAAUUAGUUUGUAAUAAGUUCACCUAAUAUUAUAUUAAUGUUAUGUUAAGUGUGUUUGUGUUCAUUAGGAAGCCAAACCA